Protopterus annectens (West African lungfish) is the source of this 945-nucleotide messenger RNA. Its product is annotated as histidine-rich glycoprotein-like. Lineage: Eukaryota; Metazoa; Chordata; Ceratodontiformes; Protopteridae. Bases 1 to 945 code for a protein of 314 amino acids. The transcript has 3 exons. The record is from RefSeq and is a predicted model, not a curated record.
AUGUCGUUUCACACUGCAUCAUGUAAUUCAUCAUUUCACGCUGCGUCAUAUAAUUCAUCAUUUCACACUGCGUCAUCUAUUUCAUCGUUUCACACUGCAUCACGUAAUUCAUCAUUUCACUCUGCAUCACGUAAUUCAUUUCACACUGCGUCAUGUAAUUCAUUGUUUCACACUGCAUCAGUAAUUCAUCCUUUCACACUGUGUCAUAUAAUUCAUCCUUUCACACUGCGUCAUGUAAUACGCCGUUUCACACUGCAUCAUGUAAUUCAUCAUUUCACACUGCAUCACGUAAUUCAUCAUUUCACUCUGCAUCACGUAUUUCAUUUCACACUGCGUCAUUCAUCGUUUCACACUGCAUCAGUAAUUCAUCAUUUCACACUGCGUCAUAUAAUUCAUCGUUUCACACUGCGUCAUCUAAUUCAUAGUUUCACACUGCAUCACGUAAUUCAUCAUUUCACAUCGCGUCACGUAAUUCAUCAUUUCACACUACGUCAUGUAAUUCAUCGUUUCACACUGCAUCAUAAUUCAUCGUUUCACACUGCGUCAUAUAAUUCAUCGUUUCACACUACAUCUAAUUCAUCAUUUCACACUGCAUCACGUAAUUCAUCAUUUCACAUUGCAUCACGUAAUUCAUCGUUUCAUACUGCAUCAUGUAAUCCAUCGUUUCACAGUGCAUCAGUAAUUCAUCGUUUUACACUGCAUCAUAUAAUUCAUUGUUUCACACUACAUCUAAUUCGUUUCACACUGCAUCAUGUAAUUCAUCAUUUCACAUUGCAUCAUGUAAUUCAUCAUUUCACACUACGUCAUGUGAUUCGUUUCGUACUGCAUCAUGUACUUCAUCGUUUCACACUGCGUUAUCUAAUUCAUCAUUUCACAAUGUGUCAUGUAAUUCAUUUGAGGAGUGAUGAUAACUUUCAGAUCUGUUUCCUCCAUUGUCCUCCAUAG